GUAAAUAACACAGAGCAAAGUUAGUCAGCAAGUUGCAUAGCUUCUGCAUUCUGAUUCUUUGGAGCCCUUUUGUACCAAGCUUGACAGGAUGUUUUUAACAGAAUGUGACCUCACUGGGAUACCAGAGAACAGAAUAAGCAGAUCAGAUCCAGUUGUUCAUCCAAAUCCUAGAAGCAGCAGUGCGAGAAUCGGAGUGGUGGCAAACCCAGCAAGACCAGGCGACAGCGACCUUCUGGACACCCGUAUUCCAUCACUAGGUAAAGAGAAUGAAAUUCAGGAUUAUCUGUUAAAUCAGGCAAGGCAUCUUGGGCUGAGUGAAGAAUUUGGUCCUUUGGAAUCUGCACACGAUUUCACCUGGAAACACGCAAAGAUGGAUGCAGAUGGGGAAAAUAAAAAGCUGCGCACACGCUCAAAAGGAAUCAAGGUUCAAGUGGACUCCAUAGCUCAAGAGCUCAGUGCCUACAAAUGCUCCAUGGCUAAGAAGAGAAAAGCCGAAGAACAGAUAUCAGGUGUUCCUGUCAACAAAAGGAAGUCCCUGUUAAUGAAACCUCGCCACUACAGCCCCAGCUUGGAAUGCAAAGAAGAAAAUGAAGACAGGACGGAUUUACAGGAAGAGAUCAGUGUCCUUGAAAGAAGCUCAACUCCAGAUUCACCCAGGCCUGAAAAGAGAGAAACCAAAUGUCCCAUCCCAGGAUGUGAUGGCACAGGGCACGUGACUGGGCUGUACCCUCACCACCGCAGUCUCUCAGGCUGUCCACACAAAGUUAGAGUGCCACUAGAAAUUCUUGCCAUGCAUGAAAAUGUUUUAAAGUGCCCCACCCCAGGAUGCACUGGAAGAGGACAUGUCAACAGCAACCGCAACACACACAGAAGCCUUUCUGGUUGUCCAAUUGCUGCAGCUGAAAAGUUGGCAAUGUCCCAGGAAAAGAACCAGCUCGAGUCUCCAAAAGCUGGGCAGUGCCACGAUCAGACUCACAGGACAAAUUUAGCGAAGCAGCCUGAGGUAGCUCAGUAUAAUUACAGAAAUUCACAGCCAAUCACCUCCUCCAGAGCCACCCUGAUGAAAGAACAGGAGAAGUUUGGGAAAGUACCAUUUGAUUAUGCCAGCUUUGAUGCACAAGUCUUUGGCAAACGCACAAUAGCACCUGUGGCACAAGGACGAAAAACACCCCAGUUCCUUGAAUCAAAGCAUUUUUCAAAUCCAGUGAAAUUUUCUAAUCGACUGCCUAGUGCUAGCGCCCACACACAGAGCCCUUGCCAUGCCAACUCUUAUAGCUACGGUCAAUGUAGUGAAGACACCCACAUAGCAGCAGCUGCUGCUAUCCUGAACCUUUCCACCCGCUGCAGGGAAGCAGCAGAGAUCCUCUCCAACAAACCACAGAGUCUGUCUGCCAAGGGAGCUGACAUAGAAGUGGAUGAAAAUGGAACUCUGGAUUUGAGCAUGAAAAAGAACCGAAGCCAAGACAAAGUUAUGCCUCUCACUUCUUCCAGCACAGCACUUCCCACUCCCUCCUCUUCUCCUUUCAAAACAAGCAGCAUCCUGGUAAAUGCAGCCUUCUACCAGGCUCUUUGUGAACAGGAAGGCUGGGAUACACCUAUCAACUACAGCAAGACCCAUGGCAGGAAAGAAGAAGAAAAAGAGAAAGAUCCAGUGAGUUCUCCAGAAAACAUGGAGGAAAAGAAGUAUCCAGGAGAUGUCUCCAUACCAAGUCCUAAACCCAAGCUCCAUUCAAGAGAUCUCAAAAAGGAACUCAUAACCUGUCCAACUCCAGGAUGUGAUGGUAGCGGUCAUGUAACAGGAAACUAUGCCUCACACCGCAGUGUUUCUGGGUGUCCAUUAGCUGACAAGACAUUAAAAUCCCUUAUGGCUGCUAACUCUCAGGAGCUUAAGUGCCCGACACCUGGCUGUGAUGGCUCUGGCCACGUGACAGGGAACUACGCAUCCCACAGAAGCUUGUCUGGUUGUCCUCGUGCCAGGAAAGGAGGUAUCAAAGUGACUCCUACUAAGGAAGAAAAGGAAGACCCUGAACUUAAAUGUCCAGUGAUAGGCUGUGAUGGCCAAGGUCACAUAUCAGGUAAAUACACUUCUCAUCGCACUGCUUCUGGUUGUCCUUUGGCUGCCAAGAGACAGAAGGAGAGUCCCGUCAAUGGGUCUUCACUAUCCUGGAAACUGAACAAACAAGAGCUGCCACACUGUCCUUUGCCAGGCUGCAACGGGCUGGGUCAUGUUAAUAAUGUUUUUGUCACCCACAGAAGCCUGUCUGGUUGUCCUCUGAAUGCACAAGCCAUAAAAAAGGGCAAAAUUUCGGAAGAAUUAAUGACUAUCAAGCUUAAAGCAAGUGGCGGUAUUGAGAGCGAUGAAGAAAUCAGACACUUGGAUGAGGAAAUAAAAGAACUAAAUGAAUCCAAUCUUAAAAUUGAAGCUGACAUGAUGAAACUUCAAACCCAGAUCACAUCUAUGGAGAGCAAUUUGAAAACAAUAGAAGAAGAGAACAAACUCAUAGAGCAGAACAACGAGAGCCUGCUGAAGGAGUUAGCUGGCUUAAGCCAAGCCCUCAUCUCCAGCCUCGCUGACAUUCAGCUUCCACAGAUGGGGCCAAUCAGUGAGCAGAAUUUCGAAGCAUAUGUAAAUACACUCACAGACAUGUACAGCAAUCUGGAACGGGACUAUUCCCCCGAAUGCAAAGCUCUGCUGGAAAGUAUCAAACAGGCAGUGAAGGGCAUCCAUGUGUAGGAUGUGAAAGCUGCUGGGCAACAGAAAUUACUUAACAGCAGUAAACUCCAGAUGGAUCUGUUAGGAGUUCAUGUACUGCUAAGGGGUGUAGGUUGCCAUGCUGCAUUUACAAUUGCAACAUUGCACUAAUUUUUUCCCAGCUGACAUAAAAAAAAAAGAAUAAAACCACAACAGACUAUUUGUAUUAACAGCAAUGCACUCUGUUAGUAUAUUGUAUUUAUUUCAGUACAAUUCCUUUUUUUUUCUUCUUUUGCACUCAGUUUUUGUAAAGUGAAUGUAAAAAGUGUGUGCAACUAUUUUUUAUAUUUUUUAUUUAUUUCUAAUCAAAGAGUUGGUUUUUUUUAUCUUUUAACAGCAUUUUUGCGGCCUGCCAUAUUUUUACAAAUGUGUUUAUUAAUUUAUUUUCCAAUGGGAUUUUAAAUAGACUGAAAAGUUAUACUGUAAAUUAAAUAACUUGCUGGGUUUGUACAGGAAGAAAAAAAAAAAAAACUAUGAAAGUAACAAAUGACUGAACCGUGGUUCUAGUUUUAUUUUCCUCACAUCCUGCUUUUUUAUAAUGGCUUUGUAUCAGAAAUGGGUUUGCGGUAACAUGAGAUGUGAAGAUGCAUGGAAUGAGAAGAUAAAUGGUGCCCACUAGUGGGGAACUUGGGCUCUUAAAAGCACAGUAUGCUGGAAAACAGUGUGUUAAAGAAUACGUUAGCAAUAAUGAAAUAUAGCAAUCAGCAAAGCACUUGACUUGGCUGUGUGAUUUAGCCUAUGCGGAUGAUUAUUUAAACUGUUUCAAGAGAACUUCAGAUUUAUUUUACCACUGCAGUUUUUUUUCAGAGUUAGCUCAUGGAGGAAAAUGACAAUUAUCUCUAAACAAGAAGGAUAAUUUGAUAGGACUGGUACUUUUUUAGUACCAGACGUUGAGGUUUUCGCCAAGUGGCCAGUAUUGCUAUGGAUUUGGAUUUGAAAAACACAAACACAUCCCAAGCUGAAGGCUUUGUACAUAACGAAUCAAACACAUCUCCCCUGAAAUGGCAUUUAAUACUGGUUUGAACUUAACGGCAGCUGAGAAGGCAGCGGUCUGGAGAGGAAUAAUACCACUCCAGCGCAACGGUGGUUGCUUUUCUCUUUGAACGAACGGCAGCAACACCGUGACUGGUUUCUCCCAUCCUUAUCCACUAAGACUAGGCUGAUGCUGAAUAUGUUACCAGUCUUUCGGUAGUGUACCAAGUGCUACAGAGCGUAUAGACAGACGGAGGUGCGGACAGAUGAGCACUUGAGCAGAGGUGCUGGCGUGCGCCUGGGUAUCUUGUUAGCCUGGGUGUGGAACUUCUGAAUCCGUCAGAAAGUAGCGGUUGCUAUAACAGAGGCAAUGUCUAUUUCAGGGAUUGUAAGUAAUUAAGCAUUGUUUCAAAAGUUUUUUUUAUAUUUAUUUUUUUUAAGAAAAAGGUAUAAACAACCAGCUAAACUGCCUUUUUUGUAUGCACACACACCUCAUGUGCAUAUGUGCCUCAGUGUAAAUGUAUACAUGGAUCUAGCGUGUGUUUAAUUUUUCCGUGCUAUAAUGAAAGUGUUUAUUUUUAUUAGCCUCAUUUAUAUUUAGAUUGAAUAUGAUGGCAUUCACAGGCUUGACAUAUACAAUUAUAUUAUUACUGUUCCUGCACAAAAGUACUAUUCAAAAGUGAUUCGACUCUCAUGCACUGUGGUCACUGUUCUGCAUUAGGUGGGGCUUUUGCUUUUUGUUUGAGGGUUGAUUCAACUCUCCGAUCUUAGUUUAGACAGGGGAAAAUGUAUGUUCUUAGAAGCUGUGUUUAUUUUUAAAUCGAUUUUUCAAAAGCUACCAUAUGUGCUGUCUAAUAUAAAUAGGAGGACACCAAACAAAAAUUUGCUAUUAAAGUUAUUGUUCUUGCUAAAAAAAACAGAAAGCAAACAUUUGUUAUACUUGUUAAAUGCAUACAAAAUGAGUUCACUCAUUACAAAGACUAAAAUUUAAUUUACUAAAUAUUUUAACAAAUUUGUUAUAUAUUUUAUUUAAGUAAAAAAGAUCUCUUACUGACCUAUGUAUUUAUUAUUAUGAUUUACUAUGGCUUCAGGUUAAUUUAUCUGUGUUUGGUUGUUUGCUCAGGAUGUUCUGUGAAGUAUGUUUGUAUUUAUUUGCCUCCCUUGUACUUGAUGUGUUUUGUAAUGUGCACUGAUUUUUUUUCUUUUUGUUUUUCUUUUUUUGUGUUUAAAUGCAUUGAUGAGCUAUACUGUAAAUUAGACCUUUUGUAAAGAGCAAUGAUGUAUGCAUUUUUUAAUUUGGAGUAGUUUGUAUACUGUUUCUUCAUACAAUUAAUAUUUCUUACAUCAAAACAACAAAAUUGUGUUCUGUGCUGUACAUUUGGUGUAUGGUAGGAAAUAAAAUUGAUAAUGAAACUGCAGUAAGUUGAUGCCGACUUGUAUUACACUUUCUUAACUGCACCUGGCACUAUACAAUGUGUCAGAUGUUUUACUUGCUUUGUGUACAAAAUGUGUCAUCCCU
Molecule: messenger RNA, 5243 nt
Organism: Chroicocephalus ridibundus (black-headed gull)
Lineage: Eukaryota; Metazoa; Chordata; Aves; Charadriiformes; Laridae
Gene: ST18
Product: ST18 C2H2C-type zinc finger transcription factor
Exons: 22
Coding region: 89-2734 (881 amino acids)
Biological process (GO): regulation of transcription by RNA polymerase II
Cellular component (GO): nucleus
Molecular function (GO): zinc ion binding; DNA-binding transcription factor activity, RNA polymerase II-specific; RNA polymerase II cis-regulatory region sequence-specific DNA binding
Source: RefSeq, a predicted model, not a curated record